Messenger RNA from Siniperca chuatsi (mandarin fish), 3775 nucleotides. RefSeq names its product NACHT, LRR and PYD domains-containing protein 1-like. NCBI's taxonomy places the organism in Eukaryota, Metazoa, Chordata, Actinopteri, Centrarchiformes, Sinipercidae. Gene Ontology annotation, biological process: regulation of apoptotic process. Gene Ontology annotation, molecular function: protein binding. The record is from RefSeq and is a predicted model, not a curated record. The transcript has 18 exons. Bases 298 to 3051 code for a protein of 917 amino acids.
AGAAAGGAAGUGACAUGUAACUAGUCAGUCGUCAGUGCACAGCAGCUCGGCUGAACUUGCAAAAAUCUUACAUUUGUCUGCAGGUAAACAAAAAAAGUUCAGCAUAUACAGAGAGAGGAAAGUUCAACAUUUACUUGGAACAAACAAACAAAAAAAGACAAGAAGGGAGGAGGAGCAAAGAGGGAGGAAACCUGAAAGUGGAAGUCUGUUCAGUCUCCAUUUUAAACUCCACGGAGCAGAAGGAGAACAGGCAGAUUGAAGGCUUGUGUUACUGGUUUACCUCUCAGACUUGAGAAGAUGAGUAAUUUGGAGGAUCACAAGGACAGAUCAAAGCCUCCAGCAGGAUCCAGUCUGAAUACUGACCAGUCUAAAACAAAACCUGCAGUCCACGAACAAGGACCUGGACCCUCAGACACAAAAUUGAGGGGCUGCAGUUUGUCAGAGACCAGCUGUGCUUCUCUGGUCUCAGCUCUGAAGUCCAACCCCUCGCAUCUGAGAGAGCUGGAGCUGAGUAACAACAAGCUGCAGGAUUCAGGAGUGAAGCUGCUGUCUGCUGGACUGGAGAGUCCACACUGCAGACUGGAGACUCUGAGAUUGAGGUGGUGCAGUUUGUCAGAGACCAGCUGUGCUUCUCUGGCCUCAGCUCUGAAGUCCAACCCCUCCCAUCUGAGAGAGCUGGAGCUGAGUAACAACGAGCUGCAGGAUUCAGGAGUGAAGCUGCUGUGUGGUUUUCUGGAGAGUCCAAACUGCAGACUGGAGACUCUGAGAUUGAGGGGCUGCAGUUUGUCAGAGACCAGCUGUGCUUCUCUGGCCUCAGCUCUGAAGUCCAACCCCUCGCAUCUGAGAGAGCUGGAGCUGAGUAACAACAAGCUGCAGGAUUCAGGAGUGAAGCUGCUGUGUGGUUUUCUGGAGAGUCCAAACUGCAGACUGGAGACUCUGAGAUUGAGGGGCUGCAGUUUUUCAGAGACCAGUUGUGCUUCUCUGGCCUCAGCUCUGAAGUCCAACCCCUCCCAUCUGAGAGAGCUGGAGCUGAGUAACAACGAGCUGCAGGAUUCAGGAGUGAAGCUGCUGUCUGCUGGACUGGAGAGUCUUAACUGCAGACUGGAGACUCUGAGAUUGAGGGGCUGCAGUUUGUCAGAGACCAGUUGUGCUUCUCUGGCCUCAGCUCUGAAGUCCAACCCCUCCCAUCUGAGAGAGCUGGAGCUGUGUGACAACAUGCUGCAGGAGUCAGGAGUGAAGCUGCUGUCUGCUGGACUGGAGAGUCCAAACUGCAGACUGGAGACUCUGAGAUUGAGGUGGUGCAGUUUGUCAGAGACCAGUUGUGCUUCUCUGGCCUCAGCUCUGAAGUCCAACCCCUCCCAUCUGAGAGAGCUGGAGCUGAGUUACAACAAGCUGCAGGAUUCAGGAGUGAAGCUGCUUUGUGGUUUUCUGGAGAGUCCAAACUGCAGACUGGAGACUCUGAGAUUGAGGCGCUGCAGGUUGUCAGAUACCAGCUGUGCUUCUCUGGCCUCAGCUCUGAAGUCCAACCCCUCCCAUCUGAGAGAGCUGGAGCUGAGUAACAACGAGCUGCAGGAUUCAGGAGUGAUGCUGCUGUCUGCUGGACUGGAGAGUCCAAACUGCAGACUGGAGACUCUGAGAUUGAGUUCCUGCCGUUUGUCAGAGACCAGUUGUGCUUCUCUGGCCUCAGCUCUGAAGUCCAACCCCUCCCAUCUGAGAGAGCUGGAGCUGAGUGACAACAAUCUGCAGGAUUCAGGAGUGAAGCUGCUCUCUUAUAAUGUGGAGAGUCCAAACUGCAGACUGGAGACUCUGAGGAUCGAUGGCAAGUUGAUCACAGCUGAGAAACACAAAAAAUAUGACUCCAUUGUCAAGCUGGAUGUGAAAGAAAACCUGCCUGAGGCGAAAAAUGCUCCAUUAUCCUUCUCACCUGAACAGAUAACUGAAUCUGCAUACAGGUUCAGGUGUCCUGGUCCAGGUUUGUUCCGGUGCACUUUGACUGGGCUGGUCUUUGGUAUGGCUCAGGAGGCGGAGCUGCUAUACAGGACUGUCCAAUGGGACGAGAGCCUCCUCCAAUCAGCCGGCAAGACGGCUGCAGGGCCGCUGUUCAAAAUCAAGUGCUCUGAGGACGCUGCUGUUUGUCAGCUCCACCUCCCACACUGUGAAACUAAGGAUGCAUUGCUUAUUGAUGGCCUGAUGUCCGUCGCCCACAUCACUGAUGAUGGAAUGAGCAUCUUGGAGCCGCUGGAGAUUACAGACACUCAUGUGGUUGUGAAGGUCCCUCACCUCUCCGCCUUUGGCCUGCUCUGGGACUUCGUUAAAAGGUUUCUGAACAUCUCACUGCCAAUAAAUGGCCAAGUUCUGCUGUUCCUCCGACCCCCGUACACAAGCCAUCAAGUACUCGAUGUAUUUCUGCUGCAGGACAACAUCCCUGUGCAUGAGGUUGCCGUCCAACAAGGAGGUGCUGAGUUCAUCAGGAUCUCUUCCGACUGUCAUCUCAGCUUUGGUCAAAGUUACUGUGUCCACUGCGACCCUGAGGGCUUCACAAUACAGCCUGAGCGUGUAGCAUUUCGCUCAAAGUACGGACCGAACUUCUUUCCAACAUUUGAAGUUUUCCUGACUAGGAACUCGGAGAAAGUGACUUUGAUGGUGCAAGACCAAGACAGGAAAGAAGUCUGGAAACGUGACGUGUAUCUGGUACAGGCUUCACCCUCCUGCAGCAGCACUCCACCUGUCAGAGGUCCAGGACGGGAAAUGUCCCAGAGGAAUGUCCCAGCAGAGGACAGCGUCCCAGCAGAGGAGAGGCUGCACUCAGUUCGGAUACAGUUUAUAGAAAAAGUGUCUGAACCUGUUCUGGACGAGCUUCUGGAUCAAGUGUUUCACUGUAAGAUUAUAUGUUAUAAAGAAAUGCAGUUUGCCAGAACAAAACCCAGAGCAGACAAAGCACGAGACUUGAUCGACACGGUGCGAUUAAAAGGAACCGAAGCCAGCUCAGCUCUGAUCGCUGCUCUCUGUCAGGUGGAUCCAUGCCUUUCCAGAGCGCUGCACUUAAGCUGAAGCAAAAGCAAGACAGUGUGAUGAUGAUGAACCUCUAUAAUAUUACAAAAACUUGCACUACAUCGGAUGGAUGUUGAGCAGGAAAAUGAUUCCAUUAAGAGAUGGAAGCAGAAGACAGAAGCUUUUUGUGACGAAGGCACUUGUUCCGAUGCAAAAAAUGUCGUUAAAAGUGCGGCCAAAGACGUUUUUAAAGCCAAUGGAAAGAAAGAACCAAGAAGGUUAUGAUCUUAAAGUUUUGCUGAUCCUUCUCCAAAGACCACAGUGAGAACGAUCAUCUUUGUGUUACACCUUUCGAGAUCGCCACUACUUUUUUUAGUUUCGAAGAAGAUCCGUUCUUUAGUAUAGCUGUCUAAAUGUGAUGUGUUUACACGGAGUAUCUUUGUCGACAAAGUCAGAAAAAGUCCAAUGGAUCAGAAAAUGAAGAACUGAAACCUUUUCAACUCAUGUGGACAUGUCUGUGUGUCAGUUCACUCCAGGUGAAUUUGUGUCUAAUUCCAUCGUUCCUUUGACUUUGUAUGCAAUUUCUCCGCCUCUAAAAUUUGCUUUGCAUUCAGUCUGAACACACAGUUAAAGUUGACACUCAGGAAGCUGUAUGGCACAAACAGGUCCAGUCCUACAGCCGCACACAGGCAACAGUCAGCUUUUGUGUUUGAACUUCUUGGCUGUUUUAGCCCCGCUAAUGUAAUAAAAUGGCUGUCAGUCACUUUUACUGGGUUCAAACCAG